AUGAACAAUGAUUGGAAUAUAGAGACUGUGGUUCUGUCGAUUGAACUUGUAUAUUCCACUAAUGAUACAGACAAGAUCAAACAAGUACAGGAGUACUUACAAUCCAUUCAAAAAUCAUCUACAGGGUAUCAAUUGGGACAAGUGUUGAUCAAGCAACCGUCUAAGUAUUGUCGUUACUUUGGUGCACUUACAUUCACUGUGUUCUUAAAUACUUAUCAAGAUUCAAUAACUUCAGAUCAAAUCACCUCCAUCUUUGAUGAACUUUUGGAUUAUGUGAUCUCCUUAAGUCAAGAAAGUUUGGAAUCAAAUCUAUUCAUUAUUAAGAAGUUAUUAAGUACUUUGUCUUUGUUGUUCAUUGAUCAUAAUCAAACAGGUAUUGAUAAUGAUGUUUUGAUCAAUCCCAUACAGAGAUACUUUUAUAAAUUGGGAAAUCCUAAUAUCAUCAUAUCAGAGUUAAAUGAUUCUCAAUUGAAAUUAUUAAUUUAUUUCCAUACCAUCAUAGUAGAAGAUAUUAGAAAACGGGAUAAUUCCAAACUAUCUCAAACUCAUGAAAUCAUUUAUAAGUACUUAUUCCCUAAUUUAAAACAUAUAUUUGGUUUACUUGAUUCGAAUCAACACCAACAACAGGAAAUACAUGAAUUGGCAUUAGAUUGUUUAUUUGCCUGGUUUACUUAUAUUGGUAUUGCUGAACAUGGUUCAAAAGUGUCUUAUACAGUUGAUCCACAGAUUUUACAACCAUUAAUCCAAUAUACUUUCUAUAAUUUAAAAUUCGAUGAUUUGGAAAAUAGAAUAGCAAUAGUAAGUAAGACCUGUACCGUGUUAUCACAAAUCUUAGAAGAACAUCCUUUAAUCCUUAAUCCAUACAAAACAUUACUUGCACAAAUCCUCUUUGAAGAGAAUUCAUUUGGAUCAAAAUUUUUACACGCAAUUUUACUGAAUAAAGAUUUAAUCGAUAUCUAUCAACAAGAAAUUGAAAACUUCACUGAUUUAAUCAUUGCCUAUUUGAAUUUGAAUUUGGUGUACAUUAUCCGAAAUUUAACUAAUCCUCAAGUUUUAAGAAUAUUGGAUAUAGCAGUUACCUUAACUAACUUUCCUGGUCGUCCGAUUGAAGAUGAAAAAUUAAGUGAUCAAUUUUUAGUGUUUUGGGAAGAGUUCAUUAAUAUGUUUAUUGAGGAUACAGACGUUAUAAAUGAAAUCUUCAAGGAAGAUACGGUGUCGAAGCAGAAAUAUUUCGAAAUAAGAAAUGAAAUUUUAAUCAAUAUAAGUAUUAUAUAUUGGAAAAAGUGUCAUAUAUUCAGUGAUAAGAUAGUUCCUGAAUUCAGACAUUAUCGUCUGAAAGUUGCCGAAGUGUUUCAAUUACUUUAUUCCUUGUUGAACACAUCGAUAUAUUCAACAUUAUGUAAGAAUGUGAUAGAUACAUUAGUUGCAUUUCAGAAUACUCCAAAUCAAGAAUUAUCCCUUGAUAUUGAAGCAUCAUUAUUCUUAUUGUUUAAAGUUACGGAUGAUUUAACCUUUUAUGAUGAUGAGUCUACUCAAAUCUUAAUACCGUAUCUUGAAGAGAUUUUCCAACAUAAAGUUAUUGAAACUAUUGAUGAGAAUUUUAAAAAUAAUCAAAUCAAUAUAACAUUAUUGAAUUUAUUAUCAUCAUUACCAUUCUUCUUCAAAAGUCGAAGUGGAGAACAGUACAUAACCACCACAUUCAAUUACUUAUUUUCAAUCAUCAUAGAACAACAACAGCAACCACAAAAACAACAAACAGGAGUAUCAUUAAUAUCAUCCAAGACAAUCUUAAAGAUAUGUCAAAAUUCUCGAAGUAAAUUAACUCAAUUCUUACCUCAGUUGGAAAAUAUCGUUGUGGAAAUGAUUCGAAACAUUGAAUUCGAUAGUUUAAUCAGAGAGAGAUUAGUUAAUUCAUUCAUGUCUAUUGCACAAUCAUUAAAGGAUCCGUUAAAAUUAGGAGAGGUCGUUAUUCAUCUUUUGAAUCAAAUCAAUCAGCAAAUAGAAUUAGUUGUUCAUAAUCCCAAUCAAUUAUUAACUUCUCCUGAUAGUACGAAAGAAGAAAAUGAUCAAAAAAUGGAGGAUUAUACAGUUAGUUUAUUGGGAUGUAUAAAUGAGAUUGGAAAUGCCACCAAAUUACCAGAAGAAUUAGAAGAUUACUUAACAGUGGAACAGAAAUAUCAAACGGAAUCAUAUUGGAAUGAAGAUACCUUAGGUGUGAAACAAGCUAUAUUACAAAGUAUAAAUCAAUUAUCAUUAAAUUAUCCACCUUUAAGUUUAAAGACCUUGCCAACGGAGAAAUGUUGUAAUAUUUUUAAAUGUGGAUUGAAUGAACCAAUCAAUGGACCAUUUAAAUUUGAACUUGCCAUAAUUUUCCAAUACUUAAUGGUUAAAGUUCAAAACUGUAAUUCUGGGUCAAUGUCAUUGGUGUAUAAAUUAGUGGAGUCGAUUAUAAUCACUAAUGGUAAGCAUGUUCUGAUUCCUAUUUUUGAGUCAUUCCUAUCCCUGGCAUUCUUAAACAAACUAACAUUCAUUGAACAAGAUGUUGAUUUAAUUAAAUCUAGCUUGGAUUUAUUCUCUACCGUUUUAGAAAAACAUCCUUCGUUGAUCGUUAAUCUUCCGCUGUUUCAAAAUGUGGUAUUAAAAUUCGCAAUUUCAAGUUUUAAAUUCAAAGAAUCAUAUAUCAUCAGGUCAGUCAUAAAGUUCUGGAAUACUCUUAUCACUUUAAAACGAGGUCAAUCAAGUGAACAACAAUUAAUCCAAGAUUUGAUCGUGAAAGAACAUAUCAUUGAUCCAUCUCAUCCAUUGGGUUAUUCAUUAGUAUUAAGUUUAAUCACGUCAUUCAUUGAUAAUCCAAGAUCAAAUACAGAAUACUUUUAUCAAUUAUUCCGAGUUCUUGUGGCGAAAUAUCCCUUAUACAUUAAGAAUUGGCUAAGAGUUAUCUUAAUUCAUAAACUUGUGGAUAAUUCAACUAAUGAUAAGUUUAAUAAUGCAUUUGUGGAUACAUUUGUAAGUAAAUUAAUGCUAACGAGAGGUCAACGACAAGCUAAUGAUGUGUUAAAGUCGUUUUGGUUAGAUUGUAAUAAUUUAGUAGAGUAUAAAUCAUAGUGUGUCAUGUAUAUAUAAUAAAAAGCAAAAGUUAACAUUAUUAUUUAAAACCUAUAUAUAAAAAAAAGAAGUACUAAACAGA
Molecule: messenger RNA, 3187 nt
Organism: Scheffersomyces coipomensis
Lineage: Eukaryota; Fungi; Ascomycota; Pichiomycetes; Serinales; Debaryomycetaceae
Gene: PDR6
Product: Pdr6p
Exons: 2
Coding region: 1-3105 (1034 amino acids)
Biological process (GO): protein import into nucleus
Cellular component (GO): cytoplasm
Source: RefSeq, a predicted model, not a curated record